AUGAAAGAGAAACGUCUCGCAUGAGGAGGCUUUAACCGGUGAACCAGCAAUGACAGAGCACUUAAACCGUCACGGAAUUUGUAGUCAUUUUAAAACAAAAUGAAGAAUGUCUCGAAUUUGCUCUCAUUGCUCAUGUAUUUUCUCGCGUAUGGUGUUGAUUCAGAGGGAGCCACAGUGUCUGUGAUGGAGGGAGAUUCAGUCACUUUAAAAUAUCUUAUAAACCAACAAGAAGACAUUAUGUGGUAUUUUAAUAACAUUUCCAUCGCAGAAAUCACUGGAGAUCUCAGUAAGAUCUGUACAGAUAUUCGGUGUGAUAAUCGUGCUGGGAGAUUCAGAGAGAGACUGAAGCUGGAUCAUCAGACUGGAUCUCUGACCAUCAUGAACACUAGAACCACAGACUCUGGACUCUAUGAUGUAUGGAUCUCCAGCAAAAAUCGCGGCGGUGGAGGAUCCUACUCUGUUGUUGUUCAUGGUGUGUCUGGUGUUGAUAAAGAUGAAGUGUCAUUGAUGGAAGAAGAUUCAAUCACUCUACACACUGGUGUUAAAACAAACCAACAAGAAAAAAUUAAAUGGUAUUUUAAUGACAUUCGAAUAGCUCAAAUCAGUGUAGACCAGAGUAAGAUCUGUACAGAUGUUCAGUGUAAAAAAGGUGAUGAGAGAUUCAGAGGCAGGUUGAAGCUGGACAAACAGACUGGAUCUCUGACCAUCAUGAACAUCAGGACCUCAGAUGCUGGACUUUAUAGACUACAGAUCAUCAACAGCAGAAGCAGCAACAUGAAGAGAUUCAGCGUUGCUGUCGCUAAUUCAUCUGGUGUUGGUACAGAUGAGGUGUCAGCAUCUGUGAUGGAGGGAGAUUUAAUCAUUCUAAAUACUAAUGUUAAAACAAACCUACAAGAAAGGAUUAAAUGGUUUUUUAAAGGCAUCCGCAUAGCUCGAAUCAAUGGAGAUCUCAGUAAUAUCUGUACAGGUGUUCAGUGUAAUAAAGGUACUGAGAGAUUCAAAGACAGACUGAAGCUGGAUCAUCAGACUGGAUCUCUGACCAUCAUGAACAUCAGCACCACAGACUCAGGACUUUAUGAACUAGAGAUCAUCAGCAACAGGAUCAGCAUCAUGAAGCACUUCAGUGUUGUUGUUCAAGGAGUUUCUGCUGCUGAUCGAGAUAAAAUGAGAAGAAAGUCAGUGAAGGAGGGAGAAUCUGUCACUUUAGAAUUUGGUGAGAUAAAAAAAACUAAUCAUUCGAUGGCGUGGUAUUUUAAUGACACUCUCAUCGCUGAAAUCAGUGAAGAUUCAAGUGAAAUCUGUACAGAUGAUCAGUGUAAAGAGAGAUUUAGAGACAGACUGAAGCUGGAUCAUCAGACUGGAUCUCUGAACAUCACGAACACCAGAACCACAGACUCUGGACUUUAUCAACUACGAAUCAGCAGAAUCAGAUUCACCAUCAUUAGGAGCUUCAUUGUUACUGUCACUGCUGUUCUAGCAGGAAUAUAUGCUGCUGUUGCUGUUGCUGUUGUUGUUGUUCUGCUGCUCGUUGCUGCUGCUGCUGCUGUUGUGAUGUUCAGGCGCCAUGCUAGAAUGAGAG
Sinocyclocheilus grahami is the source of this 1579-nucleotide messenger RNA. RefSeq lists its product as uncharacterized. The annotation marks the transcript as partial. The record is from RefSeq and is a predicted model, not a curated record. NCBI's taxonomy places the organism in Eukaryota, Metazoa, Chordata, Actinopteri, Cypriniformes, Cyprinidae. The transcript is spliced from 6 exons.